UCUGUCCACAUGUUCUGUCGGCUUGUUGCAGCUUGUUGUAGCGAAGUGGGAGCCAUCAUAACCUCACUCAACAGGAUAUUUAGAAUCUAAAUCUAAAUUUUAGAUUUUCACUUUAUUAUAAUGCCUCGAAACAAACCAAUCAACAAAAACGUGACGUGGCUGAGUAAGAUAAUACCAAAUGAACAGAAGUUCACAACCUUUCAUUACUACAAAAAGUUCCAGUUUAAAAAGAUAGUUGGAGAAAUAGGCGAUUUCGUGCUGAUAUCGAACGCGGAUGCUGCAGGACCUGAUACCGAAGGUGGUUGUGAUGCAGCUAAAAUAUUGGCGUUAUAUGAAGACAGUUCAAAUAAUAACAAUCCUUUUAGAGCAAAAGUGCAAUGGUAUUCAAAGCCUGAUGCCUUGCCUAAGGGCUGCUAUAACCAAGCUGAACCUAUUAAUUUUUACUGUAGAGAGGUAUUUGAAGACCAUCGACCAUUUGACACAGAUGUAUCAAUUGAAACAUUUUUUAAGAAAUGCUCAGUAAUAUGUACCUUUACAAGAGAUACAGAUGACAUACUGCACAAUCAGAAAUACGCCUACAUCUGCAGAUACAGACUAAUGCCACUAGGCAGAGGGAAAACUUACUUGGAACCAGUUUUAGAAGAAGAAAGAAAAGCUAUAGAACUUUUAUGUACUCCUAGGAAAAAUAUUACACCAAAUACCCCUAAAACCCCUAAUAGUUUGGUGAAACGUAUGAGUCGAGUUUCUAUUUCAGACAAAAAUUGGAGUGUUCCUAAAAGUGAUGGCACUAAACUACUUCAUAAAAGAGCUAUAUCAGCUGACAAGACUGAAAAAGAUACACCAAAAGUUACUACCCGAAAAAGGUCCAAAUCUACAUCCGUAAUAGUAGUCACAGCAAGCCCAAAAAGUUCUAAAGAGUCUGUGGAGGCAAAAAGUCCAAAAAAACCUAAAAGAUACAGUGUUGAGGAAAAGCUUCGUGGAAAUAAUAAACCCAAAAACGCUACGCUAAAAAUAUCAGCUGACAAGACUGAAAAAGAUACACCAAAAGUUACUACCCGAAAAAGGUCCAAAUCUACAUCCGUAAUAGUAGUCACAACAAGCCCACAAAGUUCUAAAGAGUCUGUGGAGGCAAAAAGUCCAAAAAAACCUAAAAGAGACAGUGUUGAGGAAAAGCUUCGUGGAAAUAAUAAACCCAAAAACGCUACGCUAAAAAUAUCAGCUGACAAGACUGAAAAAGAUACACCAAAAGUUACUACCCGAAAAAGGUCCAAAUCUACAUCCGUAAUAGUAGUCACAACAAGCCCACAAAGUUCUAAAGAGUCUGUGGAGGCAAAAAGUCCAAAAAAACCUAAAAGAGACAGUGUUGAGGAAAAGCUUCGUGGAAAUAAUAAACCCAAAAACGCUACGCUAAAAAUAUCAGCUGACAAGACUGAAAAAGAUACACCAAAAGUUACUACCCGAAAAAGGUCCAAAUCUACAUCCGUAAUAGUAGUCACAACAAGCCCAAAAAGUUUGGAGGCAAAAAGUCCAAAAAAACCUAAAAGAUACAGUGUUGAGGAAAAACUUCGUGGAAAUAAUAAACCCAAAAACGCUACGCUAAAAAGUUUGAAAUUAGCAGUAGAGACUCCAAAAAGUUCGAAGAAACUUAAUAAAAAUAACAUUGAAGAAAUCCUCUCCAUGGAACUAAGAGAAAACUCACUUAUUAUACAACAAAAUGCUGUGACACCAAAAAGAAAGACUCCACAACGUAAGAUAUGCAAUGAAACUCCAAAGAAAGUUCUUGUAUUUGAGAAUGAGGAAGAUACUAAUAUUCCUCGUGAAACCCCUACAAGAAGAUCUGCACAAAAGAGUUCUGAAAGCGAAGAUGACUUUAAAUCUUUACCAAAAAUACCUAAAGUAGCUAAAACGCCCAAAACUCCUAAAACUCCUAAAACAUCGAUAGCUAAAACCCCUAGGACUCCAAGAACGUCAAUUGCUAAAACUCCUAAAAGUGGCACGAGAAGAAUAAAUAUUAGCCAACUUACACCAACAUUGCAAAAAAGGGCACAUCCUAUUGAAAACAUUGAUAAAUUGAUAAUCGAGAACAAAUCAUUACCAGGAAGAGAAAGGCACUUGAGGGAAAUAUUAACAUUUGUGAGGAUGCAAUUGCUGCAUGGUAGAAGUGGAUGCAUGUACAUAUCAGGCGUGCCCGGGACAGGCAAGACUGCGACCGUGGAGUUUGCCCUAAAGGCUCUGAAGGAGGAGCAGGAGGUACCGGAGUUCCAACUAGUAGAAGUGAAUGGCAUGAUGAUUGCGGAACCCAGGCAGGCCUAUGUGCAGAUUUACAAGCAACUCACACACACAGGCAAAUCGGUAGGUUGGGAGCGAGCUUGCGCCCUGUUGGAGAAACGUUUUACAAACCCUGGGCCGCGCAGCACACCCACUGUAUUAGUUGUCGAUGAGCUAGACGCGUUGUGCAACAGACGACAAGAUGUCCUCUACAGUAUAAUGGAGUGGGCAACUCACAAUACCGCCCUGCUGACCGUGCUAGCUAUAGCCAAUACUAUUGACCUGCCAGAGAGAGUGCUGAAGCCUAAUGUGGCCUCCAGACUUGGCAUAACACGGCUAUCCUUCGGUCCGUACUCGCACAACCAGCUACAGUGCAUCGUUGCUACCAGACUAGUCGGGGCUAAAAUAAUACCAGAUGCUCUGCAACUAAUAGCCAGAAAAGUAGCAGCAGUGUCAGGUGACGCUCGUCGCGCGAUUUCUUUAUGCGAGCGCGCGUUGGAGUUGGCCGCGCCCAACUGUGCCGGGCUCAGGGAAGUCCAGCUUGCCUUAGAAGAAGCGACCACAAGCGACACUGUGAGGGCUAUACGAUGCUGCGCCCCCGCUGAGAGACUCAUCCUGCGAGCCAUGGCGGCUGAGGUGGAACGAACCGGCUCAGACGAGACAACCAUGUCCCGCAUGCUAGUGACCGCAGCCACCCUCGCAGCUCUCGACGGCCGACCGUAUCGAUCUGCUCCCGAUAGCCGAGGUCCCACUUGCUCCCAGGCUCACGCUCUAUGCGCUAGUCUCUCUGCCAUGCAGCUGAUACAUAUGGAGCGUAAGCGAUCUGAACCUAGGCUGAUGCUCAAUUGUAGCGUUGACGAUGUUUACUAUGCUACUAAAAAGAUUACUGUGUGAUACGUUCAUUAUGCUACUUAACAGAUCACAGUGUGAUAUGUUCAUUAUGCUACUUAACAGAUCACCGUGUGAUGUGUUCGUUAUGCUACUGAACAAAUUACUGACAGUGUUAUAAGACUGUGUUCAUUAUACUACCUACCAAGGCUGAUUACUGGGUAAGAUAAAUAAAACACUAGUUUAAUUUACAAGCUAAAAUUACAUUUCGGUUGAGUGAAUACAAUAUUUUUGUCAACA
Molecule: messenger RNA, 3396 nt
Organism: Maniola jurtina (meadow brown)
Lineage: Eukaryota; Metazoa; Arthropoda; Insecta; Lepidoptera; Nymphalidae
Product: origin recognition complex subunit 1-like
Exons: 9
Coding region: 121-3162 (1013 amino acids)
Biological process (GO): mitotic DNA replication checkpoint signaling; DNA replication initiation
Cellular component (GO): nuclear origin of replication recognition complex
Molecular function (GO): ATP binding; ATP hydrolysis activity; chromatin binding
Source: RefSeq, a predicted model, not a curated record